AUGGAGAGCGCAUCAGAAAUGGUGGCAUUUCCAUUGCUGACGACGCCGAUCGAAUCGAACUACAGAGCCUGCACCAUCCCCUUCAGGUUUCCCUCCGACAAUCCUCGCAAGCCAACCCCGACUGAGCUGGCAUGGGUCGACCUCUUCCUCAACUCCAUCCCUUCCUUCAAGAAGCGAGCUGAGACCGAUGCUGUUGACGAUGCUCCGGCUAGAGCUGAAAAAUUUGCUCAAAGGUACUCUGGGAUACUUGAGGACUUGAAGAAGGACCCUGAGAGUCAUGGUGGCCCACCAGAUGGCAUUGUAAGCUCAAAAUUUGUUUGGUUACUAGUUUUCGUUGCAGUUGUGAUAUCAUCUCAUCUUCUUACCAUGGAACAUUUCUGCUGGGGCGAAAUAGGCUCUCUUUGCAGACUUCGUGAGCAAGUCCUUAAGGAGUUGGGGUUCAAGGAUAUAUUUAAGAAAGUCAAGGAUGAAGAGAAUGCAAAGGCCAUAUCCCUGUUUGAGAAUGUAGUGGAUUUAAGUGAUGCUAUUGAAGAUGAAGGAAAGCGCCUAGAGAAUCUCGUUAGAGGGAUAUUUGCUGGAAACAUAUUUGAUCUUGGUUCUGCACAGCUCGCAGAAGUUUUCUCAAAGGAUGGUAUGUCCUUUUUAGCUAGUUGCCAAAACCUUGCCCCUCGACCCUGGGUUAUUGAUGACUUGGACGCUUUCAAAUUGAAAUGGAGCAAGAAAUCUUGGAAAAAGGCUGUUAUAUUUGUUGACAAUUCUGGUGCGGAUAUUAUUUUGGGAAUUUUGCCAUUUGCAAGAGAGUUACUACGGCGUGGGACACAGGUUGUGUUGGCAGCUAAUGACUUGCCUUCUAUCAAUGACAUAACUUACCCUGAACUGAUUGAGAUUAUAUCAAAGUUAAAGGACAAUGAGGGGAAGCUCAAGGGUGUUGAUACUUCAAAUCUUUUCAUUGCCAAUUCUGGUAAUGAUUUGCCGGUUAUUGAUCUUUCAAGAGUGUCACAAGAGAUUGCCUACCUGGCGAGUGAUGCAGACCUAGUUAUUAUGGAAGGAAUGGGUCGUGGGAUAGAGACAAAUCUUUAUGCGCAAUUUAAGUGUGAUUCCCUCAAGAUUGGGAUGGUGAAACAUCCCGAGGUUGCCCAGUUUCUAGGAGGAAGGCUUUACGAUUGCGUCUUCAAAUACAAUGAAGUUUUGUAG
Molecule: messenger RNA, 1194 nt
Organism: Prunus armeniaca (apricot)
Lineage: Eukaryota; Viridiplantae; Streptophyta; Magnoliopsida; Rosales; Rosaceae
Source: the annotation of a GenBank genome assembly